Messenger RNA from Odocoileus virginianus texanus, 3253 nucleotides. RefSeq names its product testis expressed 261 (gene TEX261). Gene Ontology annotation, molecular function: COPII receptor activity. Gene Ontology annotation, cellular component: endoplasmic reticulum membrane; Golgi membrane; COPII-coated ER to Golgi transport vesicle. NCBI's taxonomy places the organism in Eukaryota, Metazoa, Chordata, Mammalia, Artiodactyla, Cervidae. Gene Ontology annotation, biological process: endoplasmic reticulum to Golgi vesicle-mediated transport. The record is from RefSeq and is a predicted model, not a curated record.
CGCGGCGACGGUGGCGGCGGCUCCUUGUCGCCCGAACCGGAGCGCGCAGGCCCGUCCCGGUGGUCGGGGGCGGGCGGGGCGGGGGCGCCAUGUGGUUCAUGUACGUGCUGAGCUGGCUGUCGCUCUUCAUCCAGGUGGCCUUCAUCACGCUGGCCGUCGCCGCCGGACUUUAUUACCUGGCCGAAUUGAUAGAAGAAUACACAGUUGCAACCAGCAGGAUCAUAAAAUACAUGAUCUGGUUCUCCACGGCUGUGCUGGUUGGCCUCUACGUUUUUGAGCGCUUCCCCACCUACAUGAUUGGCGUGGGCCUCUUCACCAACCUGGUCUACUUUGGCCUCCUCCAGACCUUCCCCUUCAUCAUGCUGACCUCACCUAACUUCAUCCUGUCGUGCGGGCUAGUGGUGGUGAAUCAUUACCUAGCGUUUCAGUUUUUUGCAGAGGAAUAUUAUCCUUUCUCAGAGGUCCUGGCCUAUUUCACCUUCUGUCUGUGGAUAAUCCCGUUCGCGUUCUUCGUGUCGCUCUCAGCUGGGGAGAACGUCCUGCCCUCCACCAUGCAGCCAGGAGAUGACGUGGUCUCCAAUUACUUCACCAAAGGCAAGCGGGGCAAACGCUUAGGGAUCCUGGUUGUCUUCUCAUUCAUCAAAGAGGCCAUUCUACCCAGUCGGCAGAAGAUAUACUGACCCCCUGGGGAGGGGAUGCUGGCGCAGGAGCCGGAGACUCAGGCCCCUUGGCCUCUGCACUGGGUGGGGGCCGAGAGUUGGAAGGCACCUUCCCCCAGCCCCAGCCCUCCUUCCCUCCACUCCCCUGGAAGCCCUCAUCCCCACCCUCCUCAGGAGGCUCAGCUCAGGUCAGAUCUGAUACUGCUGGAGGCUGAGACCUCAGAGGCUGCCAGGGAGGAGUCGGGGCCUGCUUAGCCAGGAGGCCACCACCCACCUGGGUGCACAGAAGCUGAGCCCGUGGCCCUCCUGCUCCCUCCUGUGGUCGGUCAGGAGUUCUGGCUCAGCCUGGGACGGUAGGGCCAGGGCCAUGAAGCUGAAGAGCAGACAGUGAUAACUGCCAGUGGGCAGAUGGCCACGGGAGGGGCUGUGACUUGGCACUUGCAAGAGAAAGCUUUUGCUGUUGAACUGUGAUUUCUGUCCAAGUGCUGAUUCCCAUUUGAAUAAAGAUUCUAGGUGGCACUGUUUGCCUUAAUACCCUGAAAGUUCAUCUUUCUUCCUGCAGACUUUCGCCUGGACUGGCUUUGCUGCACCAGGGCUCUUUCUCCACGUUUGGGUCUUGCCCUUCCGAAGGGACCAUUCUUGUGGCCCAUAGUGGGAAGGGGACAGAGAUGAGCCGAACCUGCCGGGGGGAUGGGGAGUGGAAAUGGAGGCAACCUUUCUUAGUCCCUGUCUCUCUUCUUCCGUCUCUUCUUCCCCUGGGGCUCUGUGACUGCCAGGCUGAGGGCAGAGAGGGGAUAGUGUGGGACUGGGUUAGAGUUUUCAGGAGAACAUGUAUGAUAUCCUAUUUGUAAGUUUUGUCCUAGGGAAGAGGAGUGGUUUCUGGCGAUUUCUAUCUCGGGCUUGAGGAGAAACAAUAAAAAUUGGCUUCCAGGCAGCCUGGACUACAGCCUGCUUUGUAAGAAACGGGUGGUGGGAGAAGCUGUGUGUUACUCCAAGCACACAGGGCUGGCCCUCUCUUCUGAGUGGUCACGGCUCCUGGGAGGUGGUUGUCUUCUAAGAAGACAGUCCAGGUCCUGGGCAUAGGGCAGCAUUUGUCGACCUUGCACUCCAACUAUAGUGCCUUCCAAGUACUCAGCAGUAUGUAUGGGAAUGAAGUCCCCAUGGGAGCCAUUACCGGCAUGUCCGAUACCUCAGAGCAAAGCAGGCGGGUGCAGAGAUGGACAGCACACAUAUGGUACCUUUCAGCCACGGGGAAGACCUCUGUGCUUGCAAACCUUAUUUCUACCUCCUGCCUCCAGUCCCACCGUAGCCCUUCAUUUCCUUGGCUUUAGUAUUCCCUUUCUCCUAAAAAUAACCAUCCCUCCCCUUUGCUGGGGAGGAGCAGACAUUUUGGCCUCCUCUCAGUGACAGGCCCUUCUGUCCUAUGCAGACAAGGCAGGACAAGGUCCAGGACGCUGGAGGCCAGUGUCCUCCUGACUGCUGGCCGGCAGCUGGCCUUGCUGUCUCUUGCUGUCUCUCUCUUUCUCACCCCAGUGGCAGCUUUGCCCCUCCAUUCACUCCACUGCUCGUGACAGGAGCUGCCAGUGGCCUUGUGCUAAGUCCAGCGGACCCUUUUCACAUCUCUUUCUACGUCUCUGCAGCGUUGGGCAGGUUUCAUCACUGCUGGCUUCCCAAGCCCUUUUGUGGCUGCUUCUCCCUCUCUGCUCCUUCUAGGCCAGCGCACGCUCCUCCCCUCACCCCAUGCACAGGGUUCUGUCGUGGGUUCCUUGGAGGAGCCUGUCCCUUGCUGAUGGCUUCAAGGAAUUGAGAGCUGACCUCCAACCCCAGCAUCCCUUUUGGUCCUCUGAACCACCGUUCUGCUGCCUUUGGGCACGCAGACAAACCUUGUGACCCAGAUAGCACUUGCUGCUGUCCUCUGCAAACCUGCCUUUUUUGGGUACCUGCUUUGGCCCGAAGAUCACUCAGGAGCCCAACCAGGCACCUGGUUUCUCUUUCUGCCUGGACAUCCAAUCUCUAACAACUGUCAAGUUUACCUUCUUAACAUCUCUUUAUUUGAGCCACUCCCACUGUCAUCAACUUUCACCUGGAUUAUUGUGGCAGCCUCUGGCUUCUCUAUCUCACAGCUGGAGUUGUCUUUCUAAUGCAUAGUUGAUCCAGUCUCUCUCUGGCUUGCAACCUUCCCUGGCUCUCCACUGCCCUCAGGAUAAAGUCCAGACCCCUAAGCAUGGCUCGUGAGACUCGUGGUGGCUUGGUUCCUGCUUGCCUAUCUGGCCUCAUCACUGGCCACUUUGCACUCUGAAUUUCAGCCUCCUGUAUCUAGAAAUGCCCUGUUGCUUCUCCUUCAUUCUACUCACCUGGUUACCUUCUCUUGUCAGUUCUCAACUUGGACUUCACUUCCUCCAAGGAACUCGAUGUCCCGUCUCCCUCCAGCACACCACAACAGGUCACUCUGGUCUUACCUGCCUGCUGACUGGUCUAUCUCCCCACUAGACUGUAAGCUCCUUGAGGGCAGGGAGUGUCCAGUUUUUGUAUCAACAGCGCCUAGCUUGGCACCUGGCACAUAGAAAGUACUCAAUAAACGUUUGUUUAAUGAA